GGGUGAGAAUGAGGGGCGGGGAGCUGUCAAAGGCACAGUGGGUUUGGAUUUGUGGCUGUGAAGUUACUUGGAGUUGAACGCGAUUGACACACACUCCUUUAUUAACACUCCCAUUCACCUGUGUAUAAAGUAUGGUUUCUUCUCGUUGCCCCAACACUCAUCUGUCUCCAAGGUCCCCCACCUCCAAAUCUCUCCAAAAUAACCAUCGAAUCUCUAUCACACCCACAUGGAUUUGCAAUGAAACUGCCUCCGCCUUUCAAUUAUGAGAACGCUUUGUGACGCUUGCGAGAGCGCCGCCGCCAUCGUUUUCUGCGCCGCUGAUGAGGCUGCCCUCUGCCGUGCCUGUGACCACAAGGUUCAUAUGUGUAAUAAGCUGGCCGGCCGGCAUGUAAGGGUUGGUCUGGCGAGUCCUAGCGAUGUCCCUCGCUGUGACAUUUGUGAAAAUGCACCUGCGUUCUUCUACUGCGAGACAGAUGGAAGUUCACUUUGCUUGCAGUGUGACAUGAUGGUUCAUGUUGGGGGUAAAAGAACGCAUGGAAGAUAUCUUCUUUUUAGGCAGAGAGUUGAGUUUCCGGGAGAUAAAACUGGUCUUCCAGAAAACUCAGUUUCACUGCCUCUGGAACCUGGUGGGGCUAAAAGAGGACAAAAUCCUCUGCCUAAAAUAAAUGUGGGAGAGGGACAACAAAAUCAUAGGUUAGCUCUGGUUGCAGCACCUGAACAUGAUGCUGACGGUCAUGCCAUGAUGGGAACUAACAUGAUUGAUUUGAACAUGAAGCCUCAGAAAAUACAUGAACAAGCUGCCAAUAAUCAGUCUGUUUCCCAGCUUGCCUUGGAGGAUCAUCUUCAGGUCCCUGCAUGUCAUAUCAGUGACAUAUUGUGAAAAGCAAUGAUUAUUUCCUUUCCCUGAAGCAACUGACAGAAGUUAACCUUACAAGGUCAUUAUUAUUAUGUCCUAGUUAUUGUGGGGCUGAGGAAUCCCAUCAGAAUUCAUUUUGAAAGCGGUUUUGCACCAGUCAAAAAGAAACUUGGUAAACUUCUAAGUAUUGCAUCCUUCCAAAACAGCGACUGUAAAUUCUUUCGAAACAUUAAAAAAAAAAAUUCAAAUAUUUGGUCUAGAGUUACAACAGGUCUAUUUCGUUAGCAAGUUGAAACUUGAGCUAGAAGCACCAGCAUAUUUGUGUGUGAUGGUUUUCUUCUUGGCAGCCAUAAAUUAUGCAACUAGUGAGUUCAAUUUUUGCAAGCAUCUUACGCCAUCAAGCCCUGGGGGAGCAAAAGAUAGUGACAUAUUUCUCACGUUGGCAAGUUACAUUGUUGGGAAAGUGUAAACAUCCUCUUUCGGCAAAUGAGGAGUUCAACAGCCAACCCUUAAGGAGCACUGGUAUAUGUAGAAAGGAGUUCACCUUGGUUAUUCAACACCCUGCAUGUUUAUACUGCACGACUUUUAUUUUAAUCCUCUGCACUAAUUUGUAAGAUUGCUUGCGUUCUUGGUUCGAAGGUCUUGUAAGUAAAUUGGCUGCCUCUGAAGUAAAACAGUAGAAAAGAGACUUUUUUAAGGGGCAUGUUGAACAACAUAUGAUGGUAGAAAUUUUAGCUUCCAGAUUUUCUACUGCUGUAAAUAAAGUGAGCACCUUAUUCCCCAAAGAUUGAGAAUUCGAGAUUAGAUGUUUUAGGAGUUAAAAGUGACGAUGAUUUGCAGCUGUGGUUUGUGGCAGCUGUAGAUAAUAGAGCAUCUCGUCUGGCUUUAUUAGAACUUUAGAAGACAACCGUUUACUUUCACUGAUGAAGACUUUCAUGGUUGUAAUUUGUAAAUACCUUCACUUCCUAAUGGAGAGCCGAUUCUUUAUUUGUCGUUCA
Prosopis cineraria is the source of this 1854-nucleotide messenger RNA. Its product is annotated as B-box zinc finger protein 18-like. Gene Ontology annotation, cellular component: nucleus. NCBI's taxonomy places the organism in Eukaryota, Viridiplantae, Streptophyta, Magnoliopsida, Fabales, Fabaceae. Gene Ontology annotation, biological process: regulation of DNA-templated transcription; photomorphogenesis. The coding region runs from base 263 to 880 and encodes 205 amino acids. Gene Ontology annotation, molecular function: zinc ion binding. The record is from RefSeq and is a predicted model, not a curated record. The transcript is spliced from 6 exons.